CUUUACAUUUAAAUCAUCAACGGUUAAAAUUUCCAAUUGAAAUUUGUUUUGGUGUUGGUUUAAUUUAUUUUUGUCAAAAGAUUGUGUACGAUAUCUCGGUUGAUCUCGAAUCAUUCAUUUGCAAAGUCAGAAGUUUAUAUGAAAUUGCUCAAGAUCAAAUCCAAAUGAAAAAUGGCAGUACAAAUAUCUUCAGCUUCAAUUUUCAAUGGCAACAGCCAAAAUAUGAUGCACCCGUCAGCGCCAUCACAAUCCUAUGAACCGUCAACGAAGCGAUUUAAAUCGGCUGAUCUUACGUUUCAAUGCAUUGUUUGCAGUGAUGUUUCGUUUGACGAUCCAAACAUAUUGUACGAACACAUGAAAAUUAAACACAAAGAGCUGUACGAACAUGACGAUGGAAGUGCCGGUGAAAAUAGUUUCGAUAGUGAGACAGAGCAUGAACUGAGCGAUGAAGAAUAUCUCGAUCUAUCGCGAUUGCUGGAACCAAUUUGCGAGCUUAAACAAGUGGAUGAUGAUAAUGAUGAUGACAACGAGAAGAAUGUGCUGCAAAAUGCCAAUUGUCAAUCGUCAAAUGUCCAAUCGAUGCAAAAUAGUCCAUUUGGAAUGCCACUGAAUGAAGAGCAACUUCGUCUUCAGCUUCAAUUUCAAUUGCAGCUACAAAAUUACCUCUUACAAAUGCAAGCGACAAAUACUGAACUCCAACAGCGCAAGAAAAAUGGCCAUCAAAAACCGAAGGAAAAUCGAAUUGUUGAUAAACCCUUUUCAUUACCUCAAGGUCCGGGUCGAGGUCGUCGCCGUGAAUUGCCAACGACAAAUGGAGCCAUUGCUGUGCAAUCAUCCCCAACACCACCAUCCGAAUCAUGUCUAUUUCAAUGCACCCAAUGCGACAGUUCAUUCAUAUUUGCCGGUGAUUUGGCUAAACACGUUCGAUCGCACACGAAUUUGAAACCGUUUCAGUGUAGCAUUUGUCAGAAAAGUUUUACGCACAUCGGUAGCUUAAAUACUCACAUUCGCAUUCAUAGCGGCGAAAAACCAUACAAAUGUAAACUGUGUUCGAAAGCUUUUACACAAUCGAGCAGUUUAAUGGUACAUAUGCGAUCGCAUGCAACACGAAAACCCCAUCAAUGCGAAGUGUGUGAGAAGGGUUUUGUCAAUUCGAGUAGUUUAAUAUUGCACAUGAAAUCACACACCGAAGGUGAUCCAUUUCCAUGCAAUGAUUGUGACAAACGUUUCAAAUCGGCCACACUAUUGGCUGAACAUCAACGCACACACACCGACACCUAUUUGUAUCAAUGCUCGAUUUGUCGCGAAGCAUUCAAACAAUCAUGCGAAUUGGUGCAACACAUGAAAAACCAUACGGGUGACAAACCAUUUCAGUGUAGCAUUUGUGAGAAGGCCUUCACUCAACCUGGCAGCUUGAACACACACAUGCGAAUUCAUACUGGCGAAAAACCGUUUGCAUGCAAACAAAAUGGAUGUGAUAAAACAUUUACGCAAGCAUCAAGUCUUUCGGUGCAUAUGAAAGUGCAUUCGGGUGAAAAACAAUAUCGAUGUCCACAUUGUCAAAAAUCAUACAGUCAACAAUCGUAUCUCAACAAGCACAUGCUCUUCCACAGCGGUAGCACAACGGCAGAAACGGCAGUUGCUGCAUACACGUGCAAAUGGUGCAACAAACCAUUCAACGAUUCCGUACAACUCAUUCAUCAUGUAACACAAGAACAUGGCAGUUCAAACGGUGGCGCCGGUUCGGUGGCUCAAUGCAUUAUAUGCCAGGCAGAAUUCACCAGUGCUCCAUCUCUAUUAUUUCAUUUGCGCGAACACGUCGAGAAAGGUGAACAGGCCAAGCAAUAAACAAACGAGAAAAAGGUUGACCGAUUUUUUCUGUCGAUUGAUAUUGUAGUGGAAAUGAAAGUCGAUGAUAACAUUAAUACAAAGAUUAAAAGUUUUAAGAUGGCAGGGAAUUUUUUGACCAUUUUUUAAUAGUACCCCAGAUUUACCUAAUUCUUUUCUUUUUUUUCAAACAUCUUGUUUUGCUAAGCUCAAAAUCAAAUGAUUUCCAAUUCUCUGACAAUUUCUUUCAUUUUAUUUUUUUCAUACAUUUUCUGAACUCAAAUCUCCUCCCCAUCACUAUCUAUACUCAUUUUUUUCAUUAAACGACUGUCUUUGAGUGUUAGAAAUAGUAGAAUUCAACCCGUUAUUUAAGAAUAAAAACAAAAAAUAUAUAUAUAUUUUACAAUAAAUAUGUAAAGGAUAUAUCAUUGCUAUAAGUAUUGAAGAAUUAGUUAAGCGAACAGACAAAUAAAACUGAACAAAACUCCAAGAUCAAUUUAAAAUU
Molecule: messenger RNA, 2332 nt
Organism: Contarinia nasturtii (swede midge)
Lineage: Eukaryota; Metazoa; Arthropoda; Insecta; Diptera; Cecidomyiidae
Product: zinc finger protein 2 homolog
Exons: 4
Coding region: 172-1848 (558 amino acids)
Biological process (GO): regulation of transcription by RNA polymerase II
Cellular component (GO): transcription regulator complex; PcG protein complex
Molecular function (GO): RNA polymerase II cis-regulatory region sequence-specific DNA binding; DNA-binding transcription factor activity, RNA polymerase II-specific
Source: RefSeq, a predicted model, not a curated record